Messenger RNA from Sardina pilchardus (European sardine), 3634 nucleotides. RefSeq names its product progesterone receptor (gene pgr). Gene Ontology annotation, biological process: regulation of transcription by RNA polymerase II; nuclear receptor-mediated steroid hormone signaling pathway. NCBI's taxonomy places the organism in Eukaryota, Metazoa, Chordata, Actinopteri, Clupeiformes, Clupeidae. Bases 299 to 2161 code for a protein of 620 amino acids. Gene Ontology annotation, molecular function: estrogen response element binding; nuclear receptor activity; zinc ion binding. Gene Ontology annotation, cellular component: nucleus; chromatin. The record is from RefSeq and is a predicted model, not a curated record. The transcript has 9 exons.
UCCUUAACCUUUAUUGUGUUCUGUGUAAGGAUGUCCUGAAAUUAAUUUGAUAUUUAAUUUAAGAAAUACGGUAUUAGCCUACUCAUGGAGUCGCAGUUGACGAAUAGGCACAUAUAAGGUAGGCUAGAUACGUUUUUGUACAGUUGUUGGCCGCAGGGAGUAAUCUGUCUAAACGAGGUGUUCUGGCUUGGAUGGAGUAGACGGCGCCAGUCUCAAGAGGAAGCGGGUGUUUGGCACAGUGCGCUCUGGAGAUUUCCAACGAUAUUUUCAAAGCAGAAAACGUAAUCUUGUCGACAGAAUGGAACGCAUUAACUCCUCUGUAUUAGAUUCAUCUACUGGUAAAAGAGUUAAUGACUUUUUAGAAAAGUAUCCGGACGCUGGAAGCGACCAUGCAACGGACUGUAAGGAGACGAUGGUUUGCUUCCCCACCGGUAUGAGUAGUUUCGCAAAUGUGGCAACUUUAUGCACAGAGCCUGAGUCAAUCAGCGACAGCGUCGCCCUCAAAGGCAUGUCAGACAAAGUGUUUAACAAAAAGUACAGCGAUCGUGCGGAUGACUAUAUUAAAUCCGAGCACGACCCGUGGAUUCCCACCGGGGAAUUUCAGAUGAAGCAGUCGGUGUCUCCUGAAAGUUCGCAAAGCUCAUCUGCGUCAAUUGCAUCACAGGGAGAUACGUCUAAGUUUAUUAAAGAUGAGAGAGAACCGUCCCUCAUAAUGGAUCCCGAUUUUGGUCUGACAUCGAACGUGUCUGCCAUGAACAGUUGUUACAAUGGCAAGAAACAGCAAUUCGACUUUAUGGUCGAAGUGCCAUCGUUCCCAAGCCACAGUACUGGCCAACAGGCAUCUCAGCAGCAUCUGUUCAUGUGCAAGAACGAAAUGUCCAGAUGGCCGCUUCAAUCCUCAACUGCGGACAGUCAAGUUUGGUGCCAGCCCAUGGGAAUGACCGAAGAGCAGCACCAUCAGUCGGCCUAUUCCUCAGCUGAUGGGAUCAACACAGGUUUUCUUCAGAGGUCCUCGAACACCUACUCCACAUAUUCUGGGAUGCCUCCUCAAAGAGCGUGUGUCAUCUGUGGAGAUGAGGCCUCCGGUUGUCACUAUGGGGUUGUCACAUGCGGAAGCUGCAAAGUAUUUUUCAAAAGGGCAGUUGAAGGCCAUCAUAACUAUCUUUGUGCUGGGAGAAAUGACUGCAUCGUGGAUAAGAUUAGAAGAAAAAAUUGCCCCGCAUGUCGUCUCAGGAAGUGCUACCAAGCUGGCAUGAUGUUGGGAGGACGGAAGCUGAAGCGAUUUGGGGCCAUGAAGGCUAUGGGGCUGCCCUCGUCCCUGAUGUUCCAUUCACCCCUGACUAUCACAGGGGACGGCCAGACCAUGACCACCUUACCCUGCAUGCCCAGCUUAAGAGAGCUCCAGCUCUCCCCACAGAUCAUCAGUAUAUUAGACAGCAUUGAGCCAGAGGUGGUUUAUUCUGGCUAUGACAACGCCCAGCCUGAUAUGCCUAACCAGCUGCUUAACUGCCUGAAUCGGCUUUGUGAGAGGCAGCUUUUGUGGAUUGUCAGAUGGUCAAAGUCACUCCCAGGAUUUCGUAGUCUGCAUAUUAGUGACCAGAUGACACUGAUCCAGUAUUCUUGGAUGAACCUGAUGGUGUUUUCUCUGGGCUGGAGGACUUUUCAAAAUGUUUCCAGUGAAUACUUAUACUUUGCCCCUGAUCUCAUUCUCAACCAAGAGCGGAUGAGAAAGUCACCAAUCUAUGACCUGUGCCUGGCAAUGCAGGUCAUCCCACAAGAGUUUGCUAAUCUUCAGGUGACCAGGGAAGAAUUUCUGUGCAUGAAAGCCCUGAUGCUUCUCAACACUGUGCCACUAGAGGGUCUAAAAAGCCAAAACCAGUUUGAUGAAAUGAGACAGAACUACAUCCGUGAGCUGACCAAAGCCAUCCACAUCAAGGAGAAAGGGUUGGUCGCCAGCUCUCAGCGCUUCUAUCAACUAACCAAAGUCAUGGAUGCCAUGCAUGAGAUUGUGAAGAAGGUCAACCUGUACUGCCUGAGCACCUUCAUCCAGGCGGACGCCAUGAAGGUGGAGUUUCCAGAGAUGAUGUCAGAGGUGAUUGCCUCACAGCUUCCAAAAGUUUUGGCAGGUAUGGUGAAGCCUCUUUUGUUUCACAACAAGUGAUGCUUCCUGAAGACUGAGUGAGGAUGACCCACAAUAUCUUACCUAAGAAGAUAUCCUUGGACUUUUUAACAACCUUAAUGGCAGUAUGGUGUGCGUGCCCUAAGGUGUUUUUUUUUUUUUUUUUUUUAAAUAUAUAUAUAUAUACUAUGUAUGAUGCCUCGUGUUAGCAGUAAAUGACAUGGCUGAAGUUACUAUUGUUUGAUCAGUAGUCUGUGACAGAUGUAAUAUUUUUAUGGCCAGAUCUGCACUAGUUUGAUUUAUUUUUUUGUUACAGUGAGAGAAGGUAGAUAGAGAUGAGAAGCACUUCUGGCAGUUCAUCAGAAAAUGUGAACCACUUUAGGGAUUUGCCAAUGUGGUGUCUUUGGGUGGGCAGGGCCAAAUGGGGUGGGGAGAGGACAUGGAACAGGGUAUAAGUGUCAAUAUUUUACAUUACAUUUUUAUCGUCAUUGUAAUUAUUACAGAAUAUUUGGCAACACUUUCCAUUACACAGCCCAUGUUACAGUAUAUUUGAUUGGAUGGCAACCAGCAGAUUGCUACUUUGCAAUGGUGUAAGGUUAAAAUUAGGACUGAGUUUAAGGAUGGGGGUUAGGGAAAUACAGUACCAAUGAGUACUAAUGUGCCAUAUAAACUUGUAUUUCCUGUAUUUCUAUAUUUCAUUGUGUAGUUACAAAAUAACAAGUAGUAACAAUGGCUAUGUGACAGAAAAUGUUAUUGAAGUAUUAUUUUAAAAAUUCAACUAGAAGACCAUUCAUUUUAUUAAUGUAAAUCUGUACAAUCUUUUAGAUGAAUUGAUUAGUGCAGACCUUACCUUUGCAGUUACCUUUGUCCCAUGGUGUUAAUUAAAACCAAAAGCAAAAAUAUCCAGUUGUUAAAGAUGUUAAAAUGGUAAGGAACGUUGCAAAGUAUUGCGUAUACUGGAUUGUUGUGUUUUGGCAGUACAUUCCAUGACUGUAGGUAUACAUAUUUCAGCAGAACACUGUAAAAAAGGCUUGUUUUCUUCGUCAGAGGUUUGCUGUACCAAAGAAAUCAAUAAUGUCUGUUUCCCUAAUUUAUUAGUUAUCAAAUAUGUAUAUAUUAGAUAACAAAUGCACUUAUUGUAGCAUUAACACAUAAGUGUAUUUUAUGAUUGUCCCUUUAUCUGCACACUCCAGUAGAUGAAAAAGAAUAAGUUACAUAUUGUUGUGAUGCUUUGUAGAUAUACUGCAACUAGUUAGCAUGUUUGAGCACAAUAGAAUAGGAUGGUAGAUGUUACAUUUUUGUGGGGCGAUAUCAUUUCCUUAAAAUGUCCAAAAUGCAGGGGAGUAUCAGUUCACCAUCAGUGCUCAAGGUCAUUUUACAUUCUCUUGUAUUUAAAUGGAAAAAGAACACCCUGAUCUUGGCAGGCAAAUGGUUUGCUAUGAAAUACCUUGGAGUUUUCUUUUGGACCAGUGCUUUCACAGCUUAAUAUCAACCUUAAAAAUUAAAUGUUUCUUU